This is a messenger RNA of Apis florea (little honeybee), 1558 nucleotides long. It is a transcript of the gene C1GalTA, whose product is annotated as Glycoprotein-N-acetylgalactosamine 3-beta-galactosyltransferase 1. NCBI's taxonomy places the organism in Eukaryota, Metazoa, Arthropoda, Insecta, Hymenoptera, Apidae. Gene Ontology annotation, cellular component: membrane. Gene Ontology annotation, molecular function: N-acetylgalactosaminide beta-1,3-galactosyltransferase activity. The record is from RefSeq and is a predicted model, not a curated record.
CUUUUGUUAUAUAUCAUGAUUCGAAGGUUUUUAAAUGUUGAUGGUGUUAGAAGUGGUAAGCAUUUUAUAUUAACUCUUCUUAUUGGUAUAAUUUUUGGAUUUAUCUCAGCGUGCCUUUUAAUAACUUCUACAAGAAAUGUGCCAUAUAUAUUUAAUUGGUUUUCUGGUGGUUUUAUGCUUUCAAGAGAUCCACAUCACUAUUCAGAAUUGGAAUCAGAAGUUGGUCCUGAAAUAGAGGUAAAAUUUCAUAGUACAGAUGAGGAUUUUCAUAAAGAUGAAGAUAAAGUUGCACAAGAACUUGCAAAAAAAGUACGAGUCUUAUGUUGGAUCAUGACUGGUCCAAAAAAUCACCAAAGUAAAGCUCAACAUGUGAAAGCAACAUGGGGAAAACGUUGCAAUAUUCUUUUAUUUAUGAGUUCUGCUGAAGAUACAAAUUUACCUACAGUUGUUUUAUCAGUAAAAGAAGGAAGAGAUAACUUAUGGGCAAAAACCAAAGAAGCUUUUAAAUAUGCUUAUGAAAAGUACAAAGAUAAAGUUGAUUGGUUUAUGAAAGCUGAUGAUGAUACAUAUGUGGUGGUAGAAAAUUUACGAUAUAUGUUAUCAUCUUAUGACUCAAAUUCACCAUUAUAUUUUGGCUGUAGAUUUAAGCCAUUUGUGAAACAAGGAUACAUGAGUGGUGGUGCAGGAUAUGUACUUAGUAAGGAAGCUUUGCGUAAAUUUGUGGAAGAGGCUUUGCCUGAUAAAACAAAGUGUCGUUCAGAUAGUGGAGGUGCAGAAGAUGUAGAAAUGGGAAAGUGCCUGGAAAAAAUAAAUGUCAAAGCGAUGGAUACUCGAGAUCCACAUGGUCGUGGAAGAUUUUUCCCUUUUGUACCAGAGCAUCAUUUAAUUCCUAAUCACAUGGAUAAGAAUUUCUGGUAUUGGAAGUAUAUUUAUUAUAAUACCAAAGAUGGUCUUAAUUGUUGUUCCGAUACUGCGAUUUCAUUUCACUAUGUGUCACCUAAUAUGAUGUAUGUUCUUGAGUACUUAAUUUAUCACUUAAGACCAUAUGGCAUUACGCAUAGUAUAGAGAAACUUACUACAGAUCAGUCAAUUACUGUAUUGACUGAAUACUAGUCUUUAUACUUAUCACAUUUUAAUUUAUAAUGAAUAUUUUUGUUUUUUAUAAAUUUUUAAGCAAAUAUUAUAGAGAUUAAAAAAAAAUAUUUUGAAAUUUAAUAAUUAAAAUAAAAACAAAAAUUUUGCAAUUGAAAAAAAUUUUCAAUUAAACUUUUUCCUAUUUAAAUUAUUUUUUAUAUAAAUUAAUUGUUAUAAUUAUUCAGAGAUAAUUUUUUUUAAUCAUUUUAAAAUUCAAAAAAUUUUGAAAUUGAAGAAAAUUUCUUUUAUAUUUACAUACAUAAUUUAAAAUUCUAAUCGUUUUUAGAUUCGAUUAUUCGACAUUUACUAAAAUCGAUGAUAUUAAUUCUUUUUUUUUAUUUUCAUGAGUAUAACUAGUCCAUUCAGGCCAACGAAUUAGAUAUUAACAUAUUCACUGAAAAAUAAAAAUUUGUGAUAUAUGUGA